AUGAAGAAAGAAAUUCUUGGGGAAGAUCAGUCAGCUGUGGCUAACUCAAAAAAUGAUUCUGCUGCUGAAACGAGUUUAAAUGCAACUGGUGCACAUGGAGAGGUUCGACAAGAGAAGAAUAGUCGACAAGGAAGUGUUGUCAUUGGAGUUGAAAAGGAAGAUGAUUUUCGCCGUUUAUCAAUGUUGUGGGAUUCAUUCAAAGCUAGAAAAAGCAUCUGCGGAAAUAAUUUGGCUUUGUUCGAAGAGCCAAGUGAACCUUUCAUUAGUUCCUACCUCAAAGGUUAUACAACUCCAGGUCCAUUAGAGCGUGCAAAAAGUAGACAUGCCAAGACAGAACUUGGUGUUAUGCUGGGUGUUUAUUUACCAACAAUCCAGCAUAUUCUUGGUGUGACCAUGUUUAUACGUCUUUUUUGGAUGGUGGGUAUCGCUGGUAUCGCUCAAACCUUCAUUAUUUUGUUUAUCUGUUGCCUUUGUACAUUCCUGACCAGCAUAAGCUUAUCAGCUAUAGCAACAAAUGGUGUCGUAGAAAGUGGCGGUGCAUAUUUUAUGAUUUCACGAAAUCUUGGACCUGAAUUUGGUUCAGCUGUUGGCAUACUGUUUUAUUUGGCUAACACUGUUGCCACAGCGAUGUAUCUCGUCGGUGGUGUCGAAAUAUUACUGCUUUACAUAUUUCCUGGUUUGACAAUCGGUGGUACAGAAGUUCAUUCAGAUACAGGAUUCAUGGGUUGUAUGUCUCAUAACUUGCGAUUUUACUCUACCAUUUUGUUGCUAUUGGAAUUUGCAAUUGUUGCGAUGGGAGUUAAAUUCGUCCAGCUCUUCGCACCGGUUUCAUUAUUUUGUGUUAUCUUAUCAAUCUUCGCCUGUUACGCUGGUGGAAUUGAAAAAACGAUCACAUCGUCUGGUUCACAGCAUGUAUGCAUGUUGGGCAAACAUUUAUUACAAGCACGGGUUGUUUUACCUGCUGACGCUCCACUUUCGGAUAUUUGCAAUUAUUGUAAUGCUUCCGUAUCUGGACCGUUACUAAAUUAUUUUUGUCCAAAUGGUGAAUGCUCCGAAAUGUUCGUAAAAAAUGAAUUACGAUGUGUUAAUGGUUUCCCGGGAUUUGGAAGCAGCGCAUUUAUCGAUAACUUGGGACCAAAUUAUGUUGGCAAAAAUGAAUAUCUGAAGGGGAAAUUAGCUAAUCGAAAUGUAGAAGUAUUCCAAGAUGUUAAAACAACGUUUUUUGUAUUACUUGCUAUUUAUUUUCCGGCAGUUACCGGAAUUCUGACCGGUGCUAAUAUGAGCGGAGAUUUAAAGGCACCAAAUUUUUCAAUCCCAUCUGGUACUAUUACCGCUCAACUGACAACAUCAUUUAUCUAUUUCUCGCUUGCUUUGGUUUUUGGUGCGACGAUCAAUGGUUCUGUAUUGCGAGACAAAUAUGGGCAAUCAUUACGUGGUGGCAUGGUCGUUGCCAAUUUAGCUUGGCCAACAGAAUGGCUUUUAUUGAUCGGAUCAUUCCUAUCGACAUUUGGUGCUGCUCUUCAAUGCCUUUGCAGUGCGCCACGUCUCCUGCAAUCAAUUGCUAAAGAUGACGUAAUACCAAUUUUAAAACCAUUUGCUAAAGUCACGUCCAAAAAUGAGCCAUUUAAAGGGUUGGUGAUAACGACCAUAAUAGCAGAAUUAUCAAUACUAAUGGGUGCAAUGGAUCAUAUAGCUGCUGUGGUUGAUUUUUUUUUCCUGAUGUGCUAUGCAUUUGUGAAUUUAAUCUGUGCAUUACACUCACUUCUCGGUGCACCAAACUGGAGACCGCGAUUCAAAUUCUACCACUGGUCUCUAGCAUUACUUGGAGCAGGACUUUGUUUUUUCAUUAUGUUUAGCACUCAUUGGGAUUACGCAAUUGUUUCCUGUGUACUUUGUCUUGUCAUAUACAAAUAUGUGGAAUGGAAGGGUGCUAAGAAAGAAUGGGGCGAUGGAAUUCGUGGUUUAGCCCUUACAACAGCGCAAUAUUCAUUAAUGAAAAUUAAUGAGACGGAUCCACAUCCAAAGAAUUUCCGACCACAAUUAUUGUUGCUUUUAUCAAUGCCAUGGUCCAAAGAUCUUGUCGAUAUGCGCUAUUUGAAUUUGAUCAAUUUAGCAUCACAACUUAAAGCUAGUCGUGGUUUAACCAUUGUUGUCGCAUUUUUACGUGGCGAUCCUCUGGUUAUUGAUGAUAGGAAAAGAGCGGAAGAGGUAAAAGCACGAAUGGAAUUCGAUAUGAAUCAAAUCAGACUUCGUGGUUUUGCAAAAACAUUGGUGUAUGGUGAAACACAAAUUGGAGGAAGUGUUUCAACGUUGAUUCAAAGUGUUGGAAUAGGUGGAUUACGACCAAAUACCCUUCUGCUAAGUUGGCCUGUUCACACGAACGGUUCUUCGCGUGAAGCUAUUGAUUCGGAAUAUCAUACAUUCACUGAUAAAUUGCAUGUUGGUGUUGCAACAGAUAUGUGCCUCGUUGUUGCCAAAGAUAUUGUUAAUUUCCCAGUUUCGGCUAUUCGUCUUGCUGGAACCAUUGACGUGUACUGGAUUGUACAAGAUGGCGGUUUAUGUAUACUUAUCGCUUACUUAUUAAUUCAAAGCAAAGUGUGGCGGGGAUGCAAACUUCGAGUGAUAGCAAUUGCUCAGGAAACGGAUAAUAAUACAAAGCUACAAGCAGAUCUUCAGAAAUAUGUUUAUCAACUAAGAAUUGAUGCCAGAAUAAUGGUCAUAGAACUAUCAGAUCCCAAAAUUUCAAAGAAUGCUUUCGAAAGAACACUUCUUAUGGAGGAAAGAACUCGAUAUAUGCAUGAAAUGUAUGAAAUGAAAAAGAAUUUAAACAAAGUAUCGCCUAUGAUGAUGACAGAGAUGAAGCAAAAUGGUAAGCUGAAUAGUGAUGAUAACGACACAGACAGUGAAACGAAAGGCAAGACUGAUGAUAAAAAUGCUGAUGAUGAUAAUGAGAAAACGCCGACAUCGUCAAAAGAAAAAGUAUCAACGCUGAAGAAAGCAACAUCUCCAGAAAAAACGCACUCAAAUCAUGAUGAAAAGAGAGUGACAAUAGCAGAAUCGAAGAAUGAAAUUGUGGGAGGAAAUGACAAUGACGAUCGCAAUAAAAAAUUCAGGAUGCUCGACAAAAAAAAGGUGCGCAAAAUGCACACAGCAGUUCGACUGAAUGAAUUGAUUCUUUCAAAUUCUGCUGAUAGUCAACUAGUGCUGCUCAAUUUACCAAAGCCUCCAGUUGCUAAAGAAGGCCUUGAUGAUUAUAUGCAUUACCUUGAAGUAUUGUCUGAUAAAAUUCCUCGUAUUUUAUUUAUACGAGGAACAGGCAAAGAAGUUAUUACGACAUAUUCUUGA
This is a messenger RNA of Cercopithifilaria johnstoni, 3345 nucleotides long. The record is from the annotation of a GenBank genome assembly. NCBI's taxonomy places the organism in Eukaryota, Metazoa, Nematoda, Chromadorea, Rhabditida, Onchocercidae.